Molecule: messenger RNA, 531 nt
Organism: Dreissena polymorpha
Lineage: Eukaryota; Metazoa; Mollusca; Bivalvia; Myida; Dreissenidae
Exons: 2
Source: RefSeq, a predicted model, not a curated record
CGCAAAGAAAGGACAAGAACACCUGCAAAAUCAGGCAGUCGUAGAUCACAGAAAAGUGCAAAUAGAAACAAUGUAAAUAGUGAUAAUAUGAAUAAUACUGACGAUAAAACAGAUGUGCGGCAGGGAAAAUCUUAUGUAGACCUGUCUGGCAGACAGGGUGUAGGGCAGUACAAUUCAACGUUUUCGGACUUCCGUUCUGGAUAUGUAGGCGACAGCAAAAGUGACAAUAAUAUGGAUACGUUGGACAGUAAUGGUGAAGUUCACGAAAAUGAUGUAGAUAUGGAUAAUACUACUCCUAGUGAGUCUAAAUUCAUUAAACGUAAGCAUAGCUCUAAAACUGUGACAGAUAACAAACCAAAGUUAGCUUCAAAAUCCCCAGAACCUAUUGUGCUUACGCCUCGCGAUGCACCAAAUGCUCGCACUAGCACGUAUACUGUGAACUUGGAAGCGCCGAAUCAGGAACAAGAAAAUGGCCAUAAACCCUCGGACAGUCCCCCAGAAAGGAAAAAGUUCUUGGACAAGACCACUGCA